Messenger RNA from Trichechus manatus latirostris (Florida manatee), 5084 nucleotides. It is a transcript of the gene MTSS1, whose product is annotated as MTSS I-BAR domain containing 1. Gene Ontology annotation, cellular component: cytoplasmic side of plasma membrane; actin cytoskeleton. Lineage: Eukaryota; Metazoa; Chordata; Mammalia; Sirenia; Trichechidae. Gene Ontology annotation, molecular function: actin binding; phospholipid binding. Bases 543 to 2813 code for a protein of 756 amino acids. The record is from RefSeq and is a predicted model, not a curated record. Gene Ontology annotation, biological process: plasma membrane organization; adherens junction maintenance; positive regulation of actin filament bundle assembly. The transcript is spliced from 14 exons.
GUGCGCCCCUGAGAACGUCCCCGGGAGCGCAGCCAGCGCGCGCGCGGGGCCGGCGCUCUGGAGUGAAAAGGAGGCGGCGGCCGCGCUGGAGCAACAGAGCUGGGAGCUGUGAGCACGCCAGCUCUGCUGCUAUGCGUUUUUUUUAAAUUCCAGAAAAAUUAAUUAAAUUUUAAAAUCUUGCGUUUUUCAAUGGCGCUGGCCCCGGGUCAGCGGGCGGUUUUCUCUGCCUCAAGAUGGGCUUGGCCGUUUCUGUCGGGGUCAUCAGUGGUGGCCUGAUUGGCAGUCUUCUCCGGGCAUUUGUAAGGCCAGGAGCUGAGCGCUGCAUGUAGGAGAGUCAGUCUACAGAGCAGCUUGGUUUCUACAUUAUUGUUACUGUUUUUGGCAUUGGACUGUCCGUCUCGUGAACUCCGUACUCUCUGCAGGAAAGGCUGCCAGCCGGAGGUGGGUCGCUCCGGGGUGAAAUUCCGCCCGGGUGAGCGAGCCCGGCCCCGCGCGCAGUCCAGGCGGCCCGAGUGAGUGUCCUCCCUGCCGGCGCCGGGAAAAUGGAGGCUGUGAUUGAGAAGGAAUGCAGCGCGCUAGGAGGCCUCUUCCAGACCAUCAUCAGCGACAUGAAGGGGAGCUAUCCAGUUUGGGAAGAUUUCAUAAACAAAGCAGGAAAGCUGCAAUCCCAGCUCCGGACGACAGUAGUAGCAGCAGCUGCCUUCUUGGACGCCUUUCAGAAAGUGGCCGACAUGGCUACCAACACACGUGGUGGCACCAGGGAGAUUGGAUCUGCUCUAACCAGGAUGUGCAUGAGACACAGAAGCAUCGAAGCCAAGCUGAGGCAGUUUUCGAGUGCUUUAAUUGACUGCCUGAUAAACCCGCUUCAAGAACAGAUGGAGGAAUGGAAGAAAGUGGCAAACCAGCUGGAUAAAGACCAUGCAAAAGAAUAUAAAAAAGCACGCCAAGAGAUAAAAAAGAAGUCCUCAGACACGCUGAAACUGCAGAAGAAAGCAAAAAAAGGGAGAGGCGAUAUCCAGCCUCAGUUGGACAGUGCUCUCCAAGAUGUCAAUGAUAAAUAUCUCCUAUUGGAGGAAACAGAGAAGCAGGCAGUGCGCAAAGCUUUGAUUGAAGAACGUGGGCGAUUCUGCACCUUCAUCUCUAUGCUGCGGCCAGUGAUUGAAGAAGAAAUCUCAAUGCUCGGGGAAAUAACUCACCUUCAGACCAUAUCAGAAGAUCUAAAGAGCCUGACCAUGGACCCUCACAAACUGCCCUCCUCAAGUGAACAGGUGAUUCUGGACCUGAAAGGCUCAGAUUACAGUUGGUCGUAUCAGACGCCACCAUCUUCCCCCAGUACCGCCAUGUCCCGAAAGUCAAGUGUCUGCAGCAGCCUGAACAGUGUCAACAGCAGUGACUCGAGGUCCAGCGGCUCCCACUCGCAUUCCCCCAGCUCACAUUACCGCUAUCGCAGCUCCAACCUGCCCCAGCAGGCGCCCGUGAGACUGUCCAGCGUGUCCUCCCACGACUCAGGAUUCAUAUCCCAGGACGCCUUCCAGUCCAAGUCACCGUCCCCCAUGCCGCCAGAGGCUCCCAACCAGUUGUCUAACGGGUUUUAUCACUAUAGUUUAUCAAGUGAGUCCCAUGUGGGACCCGUGGGUGCAGGUCUUUUCCCUCAUUGCCUGCCUGCCUCCCGCCUGCUCCCUCGGGUCACCUCUGCCCACCUUCCAGACUACGCUCAUUAUCACACCAUUGGGCCCGGCAUGUUCCCGUCAUCUCAGAUCCCUAGCUGGAAGGACUGGGCUAAGCCUGGGCCCUACGACCAGCCUCUGGUGAACACCCUGCAGCGCCGCAAAGAGAAGCGCGAGCCGGAGCCCGGUGGAGGAGGACCUGCUCCCACAGCCGGAGCACCCGCAGCAGCUGCCGAGGAGGCCCAGAGGCCGCGGAGCAUGACCGUGUCGGCCGCCACCAGGCCUGGUGAGGAGAUGCAGCCCUGUGAGGAGCUGGCCCUGGCUCUGACACGGAGCCUCCAGCUCGACACACAGAGGAGCAGCCGGGACUCGCUGCAGUGCUCCAGCGGUUACAGCACCCAGACCACCACCCCGUGCUGCUCCGAGGACACCAUCCCCUCCCAAGUUUCAGAUUACGAUUAUUUCUCUGUGAGUGGUGACCAGGAGGCUGAGCAGCAGGAGUUUGACAAGUCCUCCACCAUCCCGAGGAACAGCGACAUCAGCCAGUCCUACCGACGGAUGUUCCAAGCCAAGCGCCCAGCCUCAACUGCUGGCCUCCCCACCACCCUCGGACCUGCUGUGGUCACCCCGGGGGUUGCAACUAUCCGACGGACCCCUUCCACCAAGCCUUCCGUCCGCCGGGGGACCAUAGGAGCUGGUCCCAUCCCCAUCAAAACACCCGUGAUCCCUGUGAAGACCCCAACUGUCCCAGACUUCCGUGGGGUGCUGCCAGCCCCUCCGGAUGGGCCAGAGGAGCGGGGUGAGCACAGCCCCGAGUCACCGUCUGUGGGGGAGAGCCCCCAGGGUGUCACCAGCAUGCCCUCCUCCAUGUGGAGCGGCCAGGCCUCCAUCAACCCCCCGCUUCCAGGCCCAAAGCCGAGUAUCCCUGAGGAGCACAGACAGGCGAUUCCAGAAAGCGAGGCCGAAGACCAGGAACGGGAGCCCUCAAGUGCCACUGCCUCCCCAGGCCAGAUUCCAGAGGGUGAGCCUGCAGACCUGAGCCCUCGAGAGAUCCCGCAAGGAGAAGACAUGCUGAACGCCAUCCGAAGGGGCGUGAAGCUGAAGAAGACCAUGACCAAUGACCGCUCGGCCCCUCGCUUCUCCUAGGCUCUCUUAGGCUUACCAGAAAUGCUGCCAGGGAAACGAACUGUCUAAUUAAUAAUACCUAAUUUGUCUUGAUCCAUUCCAAUCUAUAAUCCAACAAAAGAUUUUGUAGGCAACUCAGAACACGGCUUUUUUGAAAGUACUCCACACCUUUAGAUAAAAAUUGAAAGCAACAUAUAUAACUGAUAUAACCUUGAUCUUUUAAUUUGUAAAUAUUGAUAAUUUUCUCUCUGCACAUUUUAAUCUUGGUUUCCCUUUUGAUUUUUCUGAAGGUGCCAAAUUCCAUUUAACUUUUUUAUAAGUCUUUGUAAAAUUUUAAAUGCAUAAGGGGGUGGGGGUCGGGGCAGGGGAACCAAAAAGUAGUUAACUUCAGCAAAAGGAUUACUGGACUCCUUUCUCUCUCUCAAUCUUUUUUUUUUUUUCCUUUCUUUUCCUGCAAGCUUUUGUAGAUGCAUCGUAGUAGUCUGGCUUAGAAGCAAAUUCAAGUUAUUUUAAUGUACAAACAAAAUGGAUAAGGGGAAAAUUCCUCACUUAAAUAUACUCUGUUCUGGGUCAAAGAGGCAGGAGGAACCACUGAUGAGCAAUAUUCAGAAAUGAAGUAAAUCUGGAAAUGGUAGACAGUUGGGAUUGGGGGGAGGGCCGUGGAGGGACACACUGUCAACAUAGCCGAUCCUGUUACAUUAAGAGUAGCCUUGUAGGUUGAAUUUCUAGUAGCUUCAUGGUAAUUGCAUCCAAAUAAGCCAUACUGGAUUGCAGUGUUUGUUUCUGUAGGGUGUUUAAGGACUUCUUUCUCCCACAAUUCCUCUUGACUGCACACAGCACCCACCUCCAGUCCCGUGCAUGCUGCCGCCACUGGGUAGACGUAGAAUCCCCCCCUUUAGUUUUUCGACUCUUGUACUCACUUUCAUUGAAUCCAAAUACAUCCAAAAAAGUAAGGCAAUUUAAAAAAAAUGUGAAAACAUUUUGAAUCGAUAGCAGGGAAUUCUUAGAUAUAGCAAAUGCCUUUUACUUAACCGUGCCCAGCAGGCUGGGCACGUUGAAAAGCCCAAAUAUUUUGAAAAAACUCGAGUGGAUUUAACAAGGGUAACCAGCUUGGAGUCUAGCAACUUGCCAAUGUGUUUACCAAUCUGGGGGCUUGUUUUUCUUCUCUUUUAAAUAAAUGGCAGUUAAUUGGCUUCAUACUAAAGAUUGACCAGAGGAGGAUUUGUUUAUUGUCACCGGGAAUCUGAUACUGUAACUGUCCCUUUUUUGUAUUCUAGGUAAAAAUGGUUUUUGGAAUGGAUUUAUGUCUUCUCUUUUUUAAAAUGAAAGUUAAGUUUGUUAUAAUAUCCAUCUCCUAAAGCCAACAGAGAUUUGUAGACUUAAAGGGAUCAAUCACAUUUGGAGAAGACAGCAGUGUUUAAAAGGGCAAGAAACCCACUCAGCAUAGUCAGGUCCCACGGAAGUGCCCAUUUGUAAUCGCAGCACUCAAAGAGCAGGCGCUUGGUGGGUCCCAGAGACCCUGCAGAUGUCUGUUGGCUCUAAUCUUCAAUUAUGUAAUCUUACGCUUUAAUACAUAACCGCACUGGAUGGGAGAGUCAUGUACCUGUAUAGUCAUUGUUCUUUAUAUUAACAUUUAACACUGCUGUGAUUGCUCAAGGACAUUUUAUGUUACGGCUUUAAAGCAAAGGCAUGAUUAUUAGAAACUACUUAAGCUUUUUUUUCUUUGAAAAACAAGCUCCUCUUACAGAAUAUAAGCAACAGUAGUGCCUGUGGUUUAGCCCACCAAUCUUGAUGACUAAAAGUAGCUGAUGCAUUGUGCAUAUGAUGCUUGAGAUGGUUUCUGCAAAAGCAGAAACCACUGCAAGGUAAUGACAAUAGAUAAAAGUGGUAUUUUAAACCUUUGAAAUAAAUGGAUGUAACUGUACUUUGGUACAGCUUUUCACUUGUUUAGUUUUUAAACGUUAGUAUAAUCUGAAUAAAUUUAAUAUAAAAUGUUGCCAAAUUCCACGUAGAAAGGAUGUGACAAAACACCUUGGGUAGUUCUGUUUGUGUUUUUGCAUAUUGUAAAAGCAGUGUCACAGCUAAAAAUAAAUGGUUUCUAAAGGUAAAUUAUUGUGGUUUAGUUGCUAGUUUGUACCGAGAGUUGACCUCUCCUUGUGCUGGUUUUUGUUCUAAACUUGUAUAAAUAACAAUUGUGUAAUGUGUCUCCCUUCUACAUUGUAACACUUGCUGCAGCCUACAUUAUAAAUAAAGAACCACUAGGGGAAAAAGAAAAAAAAAACUCCUGUAUUU